Molecule: messenger RNA, 6941 nt
Organism: Dermacentor albipictus
Lineage: Eukaryota; Metazoa; Arthropoda; Arachnida; Ixodida; Ixodidae
Source: RefSeq, a predicted model, not a curated record
AUGGAGGGCGAUGACAUUGUUAUCACAGGCUUCUCGGCCUACUUCCCCCAAGCGGAUCACCUGGUGGAGUUUAAGGAGAAGCUGUACGCAGGUGUGAACAUGGUCACCGAGGAUGACUUGCGCUGGCCUCCAGGGUUGAAUGGCAUGCCGAGACUCCACGGCAAGAUCCGAGACCUGACCCGCUUCGACGCGCAGUUCUUCAACACGCACCCGAAGCAGGCACACGUGACGGACCCGCAGCUGCGACUGUUGUUGGAGACGUCGUACGAGGCCAUCGUGGACGCCGGCUACGACCCGGAGACGCUGCGCAAGCGCAAGAUCGGUGUCUUUAUUGGCAAUUCGGCCUCGGAGUCAAGCGAGGCGUUCAAAAUGGACCCGGCGAAAAUGGAUGGCUACGUCAUACUGGGAUGCCACAGGGGCAUGUUUUCCAACCGAAUUUCAUACUCGCUCGAUCUACAGGGACCGAGCAUGACCAUUGACACAGCCUGCUCAUCAACGCUGGUAGCCCUGAACGAAGCCGUGUUGGCGCUUCGUGCGGGACGCUGCGAGGCGGCCAUCGUGGGAGGGGCAAGCGUCACCCUCGAUCCCCACGUCAUGACGAACUUCAGGAUGCUCGGAGUCCUGGCACAAGACGGCAAAUGCAGGCCCUUCGACGCAAAGGGCGUUGGCUACGUUCGAAGUGAGAGUGUCGGCGCGUUUUUUCUUCAACGCUUUUCUGACGCCAGACGCGUGUACGCAAAGGUCGUCAACGUCAACACGAACGCAGAUGGGUUCAAGGAAGAAGGUGUGCCAUUUCCGUCGGCCGAAGCGCAGGCGAAGCUUUUCCGUGACAUAUUCGCCGAAGUCAACGUGGACCCCCGGAAAGUGGUUUAUGUCGAGGCACAUGGAACCGGAACCAAGGCUGGCGGAAUUAGCGAGCUUGAGGCACUCAGCGAAGUGCUUUGUUCACCAGGACGCGAGAAGCCACUCAUGAUCGGAUCUGUCAAGAGCAACAUGGGACAUUCAGAGAGCGCUUCUGGUGUCCCCUCUGUGGCUAAAGUUAUCCUCGCCAUGGAGACGGGAACCAUAGCGCCCACUCUGCACUUUGAGAGUCCUGACCCGGACAUGCCCUCUUUGCACGAUGGGCGCGUGGAGGUGGUUCACACACCGACGCCGUUCGACGGCGGCAUGGUAGGCAUCAGCUCCCAGGGCAUCGGCGGUGCAAACGCGCACGCAGUCUUAGAAUCCAAUCCAAGCCCGCAUGUGGACUCCCUUCCGCGCUUGAAGCCUGAGCUUCCGAGGCUUGUUCUUAUGGCUGGAAGGACCAACGACUCGUUAAUGCGCACAUUGGAUCGAGUUGAAGCCGAAUCACCGUACCCAGACUCCGCGUAUGCCCUCCUGAAUCGUGUCGGUCAGCCAAGCGUGAAGCUGUUCCCGUAUCGAGGCUUUGCAAUUAUACCCGUGGACAACUCGGACAGGACGGUCGUUAAGGCAACCGAGCGGGCUCCGUCUGAAAAGCGACCCCUCUGGUUUGUGUUCAAUGGCGUCGGCUGCCAGUGGAACGGCAUGGCGCGCCAGAUGAUGCACUUUGAAGUGUUUGCUGACUCUAUCCGCAAGUCCCACGCAUUGCUCAAAGAGCAACACGGAGUCGACCUGAUCGAUCUGCUGACGUCCGACGAGCCCCAAUGCAAGACACUAGGAGGAUCUUUUGCCUCCAUUGUUUCAAGUCAGGUUGCGCUAGUGGACAUGCUCCAAGCCUUGGGCAUCGAACCGGACGGCAUGCUGGGGCAUUCAGCUGGCGAGGUUGCCUGUGCUUAUGCGGACGGAUGCCUUACUGCCGAGCAGGCUGUGCUUUCGGCCUACUGGCGAGGCCGCUGCAUAGAACAGGCCUAUGCCUUCGAUGGUGCAAUGGCUGCAGUAGGACUCACGUGGGAAGAGGCGACAAGACGUUGCCCCCCUGGUGUGUCCCCAGCUUGCCACAACGCGGAUGAUUCUGUAACCGUGUCUGGUACCGCCGAAGCCGUAGAGACUAUGGUCGCGCAACUCCAAGCCGAGAACAUCUUUGCCCGCAAGAUCGACAGCAUGGGCGUGGCUUUCCACAGCAAACACAUCGAAAGCAUCGGCCCUGCCUUCCGGGAAGUCCUAAACAAGGCCAUACCCCAUCCAAAGCCACGUAGCAAGCGCUGGAUCAGCACAUCGGUUCCAGAGAGUCGUUGGCACGAACCUGACUCGCAGCUGUGCUCUGCGGAGUACCAAACCAACAAUUUCUUGAACCCCGUGCUCUUCCGGGAUGCCCUCAAAUAUGUGCCCAAGGACGCCAUCUUGCUGGAGGUCGGACCACACUGCCUUUUGCAGGCGAUCCUCCGACGUGCUGUAGGCCCCGACGCUACUUGCCUGGGCCUCAUGAAACGCGACGCUGACAACUUGCAGUAUUUUCUCACCUCGCUGGGCCAACUUCACACUCUUGGGGUCAAGCUGGACUUGUCCGUGCUCUAUCCUCCAGUUCCGUGGCCCCUGCCCCGUGGUACGCCUAACAUCGGCCACUUGGUUAGCUGGGAUCACUCCCAAAUCUGGGAUGUCGCUCAAUGGAAAGAUUUUCCUUCCCCAGAAAAGACGUUCGAAGAUGUUAUGGAUGUUGACAUCGGAACACACAGCGAAGACAAGUACUUGGUCGGUCACCAGCCAGAUGGACGUAUCUUAUUCCCUGCGACUGGCUACUUGGUUUUUGUUUGGAAGUUCUUGUCCAGCCGCCAUGGAAGACCUAUGAACGAGACACGUGUAAUCAUCGAGGACGUGAAACUGCAACGUUUCACGAUCCUGCCUUUAUCAGGUCGUGUGCGCUUCCAGAUCAGCAUGAUGCCUACAUCUGGCGAGUUUGAAGUGACUGAGGGCCGAGCCGUGGUUUGCCAAGGUCGGAUCCGCAUAGUCGAAGAAGGCGAGACGGUUCUCCUCAAGGACCCUCCGGGAGCACCUGCAGAGACCGUUUCGUACGACAUGGACUGUGCAGACGUUUACAAGGAGCUGAGACUGCGUGGAUACCAGUACUACGGGGCCUUCCAGGCAACCCUCAAGGCUUCCUCGGAGAAACCAUAUGCAAAGCUGAAGUGGGAGGACAACUGGGUGACCUUCCUCGAUGCGAUGGUGCACAUGGCCUUCAUCUGGAAGCCGAAAAGAUGCUUUGUCUUGCCUGUGAGGAUGCAGUCGAUCCGCAUCGACCCCAUAGUUCACGCACAGAUCACCGCAACGGUCGGCGACGCCGGAGUGGAUCUCGUCUGUAACCCUCACCACAACACCCGCCGUGCUGGUGGCGUCGAAGUAACAGGCAUAAAGGUUAACAGCAUACAGCGUCGCCCAAGGCUCCAGACGCCAGUCAUUGAAGAGCAUCGCUUUUUUCCUUACCUGGACAAUGAGGUGGUUGGUAGAGAUUGUGAGAAAUUUUGGAGAGAGUAUGCUGAAGUGUGUUCCUGCAUCAGCCGACGUGUCAUGGAGAAGAUCGAGGACGAGAAAACUCACUCCGACAAAGCUUCUCACAACUUCAUCGACAUACCAGAAGAAGUGCUGAACCGGUACAUCGAAAACAUUGCUCCAAAUCAGGGCUUACUCCAGCUGCUUGUUACCGCCGACAGAGAAGCCAACGGCGCUGCCUCACUGUCUUCCGCAGUGAAAUCUGCACUGCUCACCUCCAAGAAAGAUAUCGAGGAUGAUACUCUGAACACCGCAAUCCUAGCAGAGGACCCCCUCAGAUAUAUUCUUGAUGUAGUGCUCGAAAAUACGAGCUCCAAGAAAAUUCGUGUGCUAGAAUUGGCAGACAAAGAGAGUGUCACAGCCAUAGGUCCACGGGUGUCUGCUAUUUUAUCCAUGUACGAUGUGCAUCUUAAGACUGAAUAUACUGUCGCACACAUCAACCCAGACAACCUCGCACCGGAAGAAGCCCCCGACGGCAAAGUAGCGAUCACACAGGAUCACCCUUCGGUCCAGGGCUCAGAAACGUUGCCUGAUGCUGACUUGGUGGUUGCUUUCUGCGGUGUCAUGGGUGCCUCUGUUGACCUGGAUACUUUCGCUGAAAAAGCACACUCGCAGUGCAAGGAACACGGGUUUGUUCUUCUCUGCCAUCGCACAGCGCUGACCCCGGCAGAGGUGCUCCUGUCGCAAGUGAGCGGUGUUAUCUUUCCAGUUUACUCCGAGGACACCAUCACUACAGUUCUUGCGGCUCGUGGGUUUAGGUUGGUGGCACAAAAGUCGAAUAACAUAUCGGCGCUUCUGCUGUUCAGGAAAGUUACCGUAACAGUGGAUGCUACCAAGCAGGUGGUUGUCGGCGUGCAGAAUGAACACUUCGGAUGGGUGGAGUCGCUGAAGGAAAAAGCUGUUGAGUACGACAGGGAGCCAACUGGAGAAAACAUCUGGCUACUCGCAGAAGACUCCGGCGAAAGUGGCAUCCUGGGUUUAACCACUUGUCUUAGAACGGAGACCAUUGGACGUCACAUUCGGUGCGUAUUUGACGCCAGCGUUAAAGGUUCCAAUAGCGUAGCCCACUUCAACCCCGCCAACCCUGCCUAUAAGGACAUCAUAGAGAAGGACCUGGUCAUGAACGUCUACCGCGAUGGACAGUGGGGAUCCUACAGGCACCAUGCUGUCCAGUGGUACGAAGAAUCGAAGAAGACCACGCCGUACGCUUACCUCAACGUCCAGACGCGCGGAGACCUGUCCAGCCUCCAGUGGUACGAGUCUCCGUUGAACUACCUCUCCCCUUGCGAGAUAACCAGCUCCGAGAAACUAUUCGUGGACGUUUACUACUCGUCUGUCAACUUCCGUGACAUCAUGCUGGCCAGCGGAAAGGUGAACAUGGACACGGCACGCGGUGAAGACGUCGCUGACGAGGCUUUCCUCGGCAUGGAGUAUUCUGGCCGCGACCGGAACGGACAGCGUAUCAUGGGAAUGGUCAAUGGCCAGGGCAUAGCAACCGCAGUCACUUCCGACCCGAUCAUGGUGUGGGACAUUCCCGAUAGCUGGACCAUGGAACAGGGUGCUACGGUCCCCGUGGCGUACGCCACUGCCUACUACGCUCUGGUGAUACGCGCCGACAUUCAACCUGGGCAGUCGCUCCUAAUCCAUAGUGGCAGCGGAGGCGUCGGACAAGCCGCAAUCACAAUUGCUCUUUCCAUGGGAUGCACGGUCUUUACCACUGUAGGAUCUCAAGAGAAGAGAGAAUUUCUCAAGCGACGCUUUCCAGUGUUAAAAGAUCGAAACUUUGCAAACUCACGAGACCUGUCCUUCGAAGAACACAUCAUGUGCGAAACUGAAGGGCAGGGAGUGGACUUGGUGCUGAACUCGUUGUCGGAAGACAAGCUGCAGGCUAGCGUGCGUUGCUUGGCAACUCACGGCCACUUCUUGGAAAUCGGCAAGUUCGAUCUAUUCCAGAACAACAAUCUGGGCAUGUCCGUCUUCCUCCAAGACACCAACUUCCACGGGGUCAUGCUGGACAGCUUGCUGCUCCAUAACACGACUGCUAUGGCUCACAAGCGCCGUCUCAGACAGCUUAUCAUCGACGGAAUAAAAUCCGGCGUGGUGCAGCCGCUGGAUGUCACCGUGUUCACCCGAGAAGACAGCGAGCAAGCUUUCCGCUAUAUUGCCUCUGGAAAACAAAUUGGCAAGGUCUUGAUCCAGAUGCGGACGGAAGAGAGCGAGCACACGACUCGAGCACCUCCGCUGACACUAGAAGCGGUGGCGCGUCCCUACUUCUACCGACACAAGUCUUACGUCAUUGUCGGUGGCCUGGGUGGCUUCGGUCUGGAGCUCGCCGAGUGGAUGGUGUCACGUGGCUGCCGCAAGUUGCUCCUGGUCUCAAGGAGCGGUGUGCGUACGGGCUACCAGAGGCUUUGUCUUGAGCGUUGGAGCCGCCUGGGGGCCAGAGUGCUGGUCAGCAACAAGGAUGUCUCUACGGAGGAAGGCGCUCGCAAGAUUGUCGACGAUGCAGCAGCCAUGGGUCCUGUGGGCGGAAUUUUCAACUUGGCCAUGGUUCUACGCGACGCCUUGAUUGAGAAGCAGUCGCCCGAGAUGUUCGCCGAUGUGUGCAAGCCAAAAGUUCUGGGAACUCAGUGUCUCGACGAUGUGUCGCGAAAGGGUUGUCCUGUGCUCGACCACUUCGUCGUCUUCUCCUCUUUGGCUUGUGGCCGUGGCAACGUUGGCCAGACAAACUACGGCUUCGCGAACUCCGUCAUGGAGCGUUUUUGUGAGCGUCGCGUGGCGGACGGCCUCCCUGGCUUGGCCAUACAGUGGGGCCCUAUCGGAGACGUUGGCGUCGUCCACGAUGUAUUCGGCGAUGACGCGACAGUUGCUGGACUUUUGGCACAGCCAAUAAAAUCUUGCUUGGAGGUGUUGGACUACUUCCUGAGCCAAAAUCACCCCAUCGUGUCCUGCUUUGUCAAGAAAAGCCAGUCUUCAAAUUCAGACAGCACGGAAAAGCGAGAUCUCGUCGAGAGCGUGGUUCAUAUACUUGGCAUCAAAGACCCAUCGAAGAUGAGCCCGAUGGUCAGCCUCGGCGAGCUGGGCAUUGACUCCUUGAUGGGUCUCGAGGUGAAGCAGCUGCUGGAGCGAGACUACGACGUUGACCUGAGUGCGCAGGAAAUCCGGCAGCUAACCAUCAAUCAGUUAAAAGAGAUCAGUGAAGCCUGCGGCGACAAAUCACCAGUGCCUGAUACGUCGGCUCCGGCCGAAGAACAAGAAGCUUCGCCUAGAAAGGAGGAGGAGGAAAAGGAAGGAACGAAAGAUCUGGAAAAGAAAGAUUGAACUCAAUGCUGUGGAUGGCUUUUGCGAAGACCCACCAUAGCAAGUGUGAGCACCAACGUGAAGAUACCAUGAACACCCAGUGCAUCAGAAGAGGGGAGCCGGGGGGUUACAUCGAUGAAGCUCAAUAAAAUUAGGCUUGAAAUAACAUCAACGUGACUUUUUGGAAGAAGGCAACA